Molecule: messenger RNA, 2178 nt
Organism: Sardina pilchardus (European sardine)
Lineage: Eukaryota; Metazoa; Chordata; Actinopteri; Clupeiformes; Clupeidae
Exons: 4
Coding region: 13-918 (301 amino acids)
Biological process (GO): adaptive immune response
Cellular component (GO): membrane
Molecular function (GO): signaling receptor activity
Source: RefSeq, a predicted model, not a curated record
UCUUUGCGCCGUAUGCCUGUGAGAAGUGAAGCAUCACAGCACAGUCUGCACACAAAGAGACAGGGCAGGAUGUCUGGGCACCUACUCAGCACCUUGCUGCUCCUCUGCACCCUCAUCGUGGUUCAAGCUUCAAACGGUCUGUCUUUACAGGUGUCUCAAAGCCCAAAGGUAAUCGCCCUCAUGCAGCUCAACACUUCUGCAGAGAUCUCCUGUUCUGCCACUGUCCCCUGUAAAGAGUUGCAUGGACUGUCUCUGAAGCGGCGAUUCAACGGCAAUAUACAACUGUUCUACCAAUAUAUGGCCGUGGAGACUGAUACGGUACAUCAGGACUUUAAAGGCAGAAUCUCGGUCACUCCGAAACCCGGCGACUGCUGUGAGUUCACCUUCCAGCUGUCUUUGCUGCAGGUGGCGGACACCAAUGGCUACUACUGCAGUUGGGAAAUCUUCGAUGAGAACAAAGCGGAAAGCAGUACUCUGGAGAGCAACUACACACUCAUCAUAGUUCGGGAGCGCAACCCUGAAGAGCCUUGCACCGAGCCGUCAGGCACGCAGCUGCAUCGGCUGAUCCUCGGCCUGAGUGCCGUGGUGUGCGCUGUCAUGUUCCUCAUCUUCGCUGGGGCCCUGAUAUGGAGAUGUCUGCUGAAAAAUGGCAAAUACAACCCUCAUCAAAGUAGUCAACAUAAAGCCCUUCAUCAUCAAAAUCAUCAGCGUCGUCCUCUACCUCCUCCUCCUCCUCCUCAGCAGCAGCAUCAUCAUCAUCAUCAUCAUCAUCCUCAACAAACUCAGAAUCAUCAUCAUCGUGAUCAUCUUCUUACUCAACAUCUCCAUCUCCACUCUCAACCUCCUCAUCUCCAUCACCACUCUCAACCUCCUUAUUAUCCAUCUCAGCACCGAUCUUCACAACACAGACGUCAUUGAGAAGCCAGCAGUGCACUCUCUAAUACAGCUCUGGAAACAAAUACGAGACCAUUGCACAUUUUUCUGAUGUCAUCCUACAGUUGCUGAGUGACAUUUUGAGUUGACGGUCACAUUCAAAAUUAAAAGACCACUGCAGAUUUCAGUAUGACUGCAUGUCAACUCAUUUAAAUGUCAUGCAGCAACUGUCAGAUAACAUCAGAAACAUUUGCAGUGGUCUCUUAAUGUCAUAAUCAUUCAAGAGCAUUGUGAGGAAAUUUAGCGGAGAAACCUUUCUGAUCUAAUAUGAUGUAAAUUUGAAGCUGUAUGCGUGUGUAUGUACGUUGUAUGUACGUUGUACGUUGCAUGUAAAUGUGUAGCCUAUAGAGAUGAGGUGUAGUCUUAAAUGUAAGCUUGUGGCUUGUACAAUGCAAGGGAAAUGCUGUGCAGGUGCAAGUAAUGCUAUGCACCUUUUUGUCUUUGAUGUUUACAUCAGGUUUGGGUCAGCGAAUGUCUGCACCUAUGCCUCUCACCACAUCCUCACUGCUCAUUGCACUUUUUGAAAAGGAAGUCAACCCAGGCCUUUUCUCAUUUUUUUUUCCAAUACAGAAAAAAAACUGAAUUUCACCGGUCACAGUGUGUCUCAUCCUGUCUCUGAGAUGUAGGUCUGUUACGGCGGCAUUAACAUUACUGCUGUGUUGUGGAGUGUACUUUUUCCUCAGUGAUCUUAUACGAAUGUGCAGAUUUAACAUUUCCCCAGACAAUCUUUCAGUUACUGUACUUAUAGCAUCAGUUACAACAGUCAAAUACACAAAGUCGGUUACAACAGAAGAAAUCCGGCGAGUUUUCACCUAUGUGUGUUUCUGUGUAACUGAUAUUCUCUCACAAACAAGUCUUUUGCUGAUUAAUGAUGAUUUACAGAUUUUUACUGAAGUUUACGGGAACAAAGAAACUAAUUGUGCAGAGGUGGUACCCUCACAUAGCCUAAACUUCCUUUUAAAAAAAGUUUGUCAUACUUUCCAGACCUUAUUUGAAAGUUUCAAUGGAGAUAGGAAAGAAGUGCAUCACAUGCUUUGUCAUCGAGAUGGCUAAUUAUUUGUUGUUGUGUUUGUUUAUUCAUUUGAUGUUCAUAGUUUUAUGCAUUUUUUGUUUUUAGCCAUGAUUUAAGAGUCCAUGGUCCACUAUGAGUUAUCUGAGGAAGGCAUGAAAUUGUAUUGAUGUUAUUGUGAUACUGUUUUUUUAUGAUUGUAAUACUUUGUUUGAUAAUAAAAACAGUGAAUUGUA